Molecule: messenger RNA, 2658 nt
Organism: Microstroma glucosiphilum
Lineage: Eukaryota; Fungi; Basidiomycota; Exobasidiomycetes; Microstromatales; Microstromataceae
Exons: 3
Coding region: 97-2424 (775 amino acids)
Biological process (GO): mitotic sister chromatid segregation
Cellular component (GO): chromosome, centromeric region; chromosome passenger complex; spindle midzone
Source: RefSeq, a predicted model, not a curated record
GGAAGCCACGACCCAUCAUUCCAUCACCAUCACCGAUACCAUCACCAUCAUCGUCUCCUCAUCUCCCCCUCUUUCCCUCAUCCCCAUCUCACCACCAUGCCGCCUCGAGCGGCCACAGGGCGAUCUCGCACAGCCGUGGCCUCAUCAUCGCGUGCAAAGGCAUCCACCAGUGCACCUCGAGGUCGACCUCGCAAACAGCCAACCACGACCCACGCGAAGGCAUUCCUCCAGGACGACGACGAUGAUGAUGAGAGCGCGCAAAGCGAUGCAGAUGAUAUCGGACGUGAUGACAACAGGACACGGCACGAUGGCAGUCAGAGCAUCACGGGCCCCAUCUUGAUGGACGACGAUGAGGAGGAUGAGCUCGGUCUCCGCUCCCCAGUCAAGAUCGUCGAGGCGCCGACAGUCAAGACCAACAGGGUGGGAGGAGGAGCCGCAACUGCAAAGGGCAAGGCGGUCUUCGGUACAGCCAGAGGAGUCAACACACAGUCUACUCAUGACCACUCUGACGAGGGGGACGAUACAGAGGAUGUCACUGCCUCGAAGCGAUCCUCGCGGCAGCCAAAGACCAAGGCGGUCCGCGUGGGCAGGAAACCAAACAACACCGCUGCCCACCCACGCGUCAAGGCGCUCGCGGCCUCGUCAAAAGCGAGGAAACCAGCAGCAUUGGUCGAUUCGAGUGAUGAAGAGGAAGAUGUGCAGGAGGUUGAUACAGAGGUCGAAGAGGUAGAGACGACACCGCGGUCUGCUGAGGGGGUGAGCAUGCCAGAGGAGCAGAUACAACACUUUCUGCAUGGAUACGAUUUGGAUGCUGCCAACCGUCUGGAUCGUUUGCGGAACCACCUCACCGUCACCCUCGAAUCGGCUCGAUCUCAAAUGUCCAUCCUCCUCUCACGGUUGCCAAUGGCCGCUCGAUCCCUCACUCUCACCGACUUCCUCGAGCUUCACGAGUCGGACGUCAAGAAGGUCGUCGGCGGAGGCGUGGACACAUUGGCGGGUAGCCAGGUGGAUGAUGCGGAUGGGUGGGAGGAGAUGAAGCGGAAGCGGCCUAGGGCGAAGGAGCAAGGUGAAGAGGAUGGGAACAAGGACAAGGGCAAGCGAGGCAAGACUGCUCGGCGCAAUGCAGCAAUCAGCUCACCGGCCAAGCCCUCGUCAGCGACGCGCCAACCUUCGAAUCGAGCAGCAGAAAAGAAGGCAGGUCCAUCCUCCAGUCGUCCACUCGCAAGCAGCGGCCCCCCAGCUCCCUCCUCUGCUACCUUCUCACCUCGCCUCAAUCCCGCUACACGUACCAUGCCAGCGCCAUCCGCUGCUACGAAGACGCCUGCUCGCGCUCCCGCUGCAGCUGGACGUGCUUCGCGAUUGGCCAAGAUUGGUGAACAGAUCCAGAUGUACAGCUUGAAUGGCAGUCCCAUUACGGGCUUCAUCGGCCCAGAUGGUAGACUGCGCUACCUCCCCAGACCUGGAGCAGACUAUGCUGAUCAGGACGAGGAUGCAGCAGCUGCCGAUGCUGCUCCUGCCCUGCCGCCCAUCAGCAAGUCGACAGAUGGCAAGAGCGGCGCUAAUGAGAGCGCAAAGAAUUUGCAAGCUGCGAAUGUCCUAGCCAGCAUCCUACCCAAGCAAGGCGAGCCAUCUUCUUCCCGAGCUCUGCCCUCCUCUCCUGCUCCACAACGCUCUGCUCCGUUUGGUUCGUCACUGGGAGCUACCAGCAGCCUCCAACCCCGCUUCGACGACGAUUCCUCUGCUGCUCUCCAAAGCAGCAGUCCGCUCCGCCCAUCCUCACGAGUAGGAGCCCACUUUUCUUCCUCGCUUGGCAUGGGUCUCGGCUUAGCAGAUGAGAGCAACGAGCUGCCCGACGAAGAAGCCUACAUGAGGGAAAUCAUCGCCCAAGAGGAGCAGAAGCGUCGCGAAGCGGCUGGGAGGAGCGCAACGCUGCAGCACAAGAGCUCUGCUUCGCGACUCAUGGCCAAGUUUGGUGCUGGAGGCGGGGGCGGCAGUGGGUCUUCCAAUGGGGGUAUGAGCUCUAGACCACCUUCUUCGCCUGCACCUGCUUCCUCUUCUUCUUCUUACUCUGCCAGAUCGGGCGGUGGAUUCAGGUCUUCCUCGCCCUCCAAGGCUGCGCCAAUCUCUCGCGGCGGUGCUUCGCUCAUGAAGCCUGUCUCGUCGAGCAAGAAUUCCACUACUGCUGCUGCUGCUGCUGCUCCUUCUGGCGGUACUGCUGCUGCGUCAUCCAAGGGUGCGUCUUCUUCGGCCUCGGGCAGGGGAGGGAAGCAGCGUCUUUCCCUUAUCAAUGCACGCGGAGAAGUGGUGCCCAUUGAGGAUAUUCGAGAGGAGGACGUGCCGGUGGAGCAGAAGGCCCAGCUGGCGCGGAUGUUCCAGCGCUUGGGAAUGGGAUUGGGAAUUGGAGGAAGCCCAAAGAAGAGGUGAAACCCACCACUGGAGGCUCAUCUUGAUCAUUCUGCUGCUGAGUGCUAGCUUGUAUCGUUUUGUUCCCUGAUUGUCCGUCUGUCUGUCUGUCUACUCGUACGCAUACACUGUCUACUUCGCAUACCCCUGGCGACGAUGUACCUCCACUCUAUCCACACAUAUACAUCGAGCCAUCUACCACACGACCACAUCAUGUGCUGUCUUUUCAGUCCACUGCUUGAAUUUUGCAUCGGC